This is a messenger RNA of Aphidius gifuensis, 759 nucleotides long. RefSeq names its product ubiquitin carboxyl-terminal hydrolase 14-like. NCBI's taxonomy places the organism in Eukaryota, Metazoa, Arthropoda, Insecta, Hymenoptera, Braconidae. The transcript has 5 exons. Gene Ontology annotation, molecular function: zinc ion binding. The record is from RefSeq and is a predicted model, not a curated record.
UAAACAACAUAAACAACAUAAAUAUAUAUAUAAAUAAAUAAAUAAUAUAAUAUAAAUGAAUAUUGUUUAUUGAUGAGCUCAUACUUCAGUAAAAAAAACCCCAAAAUGCACUCAUGAUUCUUGACAGCAUAUUAUAAAAAACAUUCAAGAGUUGCUUGUCAAUAUGGUCCUGAAAAAUGUCAUCAAGAAAUUCAGCAUCUCAUGACAAAUAUAUCAAUAUUAUUUAUAUACAUACAAUACAAAACAUCCACCGAAAAUAUUUAAGUCGUGACUCUGUUAAAUAUUAUGAUGAAACUUAUGAAAUAAUAAUAUUACCAAAUUUUACAAGUAUGAAAUAUCCAUCAGUUGAUUUACCAGAACAGGUAGUAAAAUCAAUUACUGGAAUAUUAGAAGCUGAAUCAGCAAUUAAAAUUGGUGAAAGAGAAGCAUUAGCUGGUACAUGGGAUGGUGAAGCAAGAAUAAUAACAAAACAUGCAACAACAUUGCCACAAUUAAAUAAUGGUAAAAAAAUACCGCCAAGUAAUUGGAAAUGUGAAACAUGUGAUUUGACACAAAAUUUAUGAUUAAAUUUGACUGAUGGUAGUAUAUUAUGUGGACGUAAAUUUUUUAAUGGUACUGGUGGUAAUGAAAUGAUUAAUGAUCAUGUAAUUAAGCAUUAUCGUACAACUGGUUAUCCACUUGCUGUUAAAUUAGGUACAAUAACAAAAAAAGGGUAUCAAUAUUUCAAAUAGGGAAAAAACUGAAAAAUCAAUGAUUGAA